GCGAGGGCGGAAAGGCUGGGGGAAGGUUCUCGGUCGGGCUCCGGUGGAACGGGGCAGAAUGAGUGACAGCGCCGCUGUGGGAGCCCCGGGGAGAAGAAGGAAGUGAAAAGAGCGAAGGGGAGGGGCCAACUAAAAGGCAGGUGAGAGGGGGCCGGCCUCACCUGACAACGGGCUCGUGCAUCAGCAGCUCCGGUCAGAACUUGGCUGUGUGUGCCGGGUCUUGGCUACCAGGGAGAGCCCGGGCUGGCAGCGACGGAUCAGACCACCCUCUCAAACCCCCUUCCUGUAAUUGUCAGUGCCCCACGCCCGGUUCGUUUGUGCGACUAGCGCGGCCCUGCGCGGCCCGGACAGGCUUAGCGGAGCCCUAGCGGAGCCCGCUGGGGCGGUGUAGCCCUGGCCCCACAGACCCGCGGCUCCAGGUGAGGCGCAGCGCUCCUCCUCCCGCUCCCGCUCCUGCUCUAGCUGCGCAUGACUGAGAGCCGCUCGCAUCCCGACUCACCCAGGGACAGGUGAGUCUUCGCGCUCCCAGAGCGGUUUCCACGAGCGCAUCGGGAAGCGGUGGUCCUGAGCCCCAAAGAUGAAACUCGCAGACUCCCGCCUCGCCUGACCAGCAGGAAGAUUUGAGCUCAAGAGAAUUAAAUCAGAUCUUCACCAUGAAGAAGGUUUUGUUCAUAGAACCUGCCAUUUUCCUUAGUGCAUUUGCGUUGUCUUUGACCAGUCCACUGACAACACAAUAUAUUUAUCAAAGGAUAUGGAAGGAAACAAGCAACUAUAGCUAUAUAGAUAAUAGCAAUAUUUCUGAAUGUGAAGCAAAUAAAAGCAAUCCAAUUUAUGAACUCCAAAAGGAAGUUCAAAAGAAAGCCUCUCUUUUUAGCCUUCAGAUGGACUUAAGUGGUUUGAUUCCUGGCAUUGUGGUUACCUUCAUUCUUUUAUCCAGCAGUGACCAAAAAGGACGCAAAGGGCCUCUUAUUUUGUCUUCUAUAGGUGCUCUUGCAAGCAGCAUUUGGCUUUGUUUGCUCUCAUAUUUAGGCUUACCUAUCCAACUUUUGAUAGCAUCCACCUUAAUCAGUGCAUUUUGUGGUAAUUCAACAACUUUUUUGGGAGGAUGCUUUGCUUACAUAGUUGACCUGUGUAAAGAAGAGAAACAAAAAACUAUACGGAUAGCCAUCAUUGACUUAAUACUUGGACUUGUUACUGGAUUAACAGGACUGUCUUCUGGUUACUUCAUCAAAGAACUCGGUUUCGUGUGGUCAUAUCUUAUUACUUCAUUGGCUUUAGUCGUUAAUUUAAUAUAUAUUGUAUUUUUUCUUGAGGACCCAAUUAGUGUAUCUUCAUCUCGGGAUUCUUCCGUGUCAUGGAGUAAAAAUUUUAAAAGGUUAUUUUUGAGAGCUUAUAUGCUUUUUAAAAAUACUCCUGGCAAACAAAGGACUUUGCUCUGUUUGCUUCUUUUUACAAUGAUUACUUAUUUCUUUGUAGUAAUUGGGUCAUCUCCUAUAUUUAUCCUUUAUGAACUGAAUUCACCUCUCUGCUGGAAUGAAGUCUUCAUAGGAUAUGGCUCAUCCUUAGCAAGCAUAUCUUUCUUGACUAGUUUUCUAGGGAUAUGGAUUUUUUCUUACUGUCUUAAAGAUAUUUACAUGGUCUUCAUUGGAAUUUUUACGACAACGGGAGGAAUGGCAUUGGCAGUUUUUGCCAAAACAACCCUGAUGAUGUUGUUGGUCAGGAUCCCUUUCCUCUUUACCUUCAUGCCUUUGUCUGUUCUUCGGUCCAUGUUAUCAAAAGUGGUUCCUUCUACUGAACAAGUGUUAUAAUGUGUACUAGUUGGGAUGAAGAAGACCGUGCACUUCUUAUAGAAGAAUCCAGGGAAGAUGUCAACUGAACCACUAUGAUUUUUUACUUAUUCAUUGGCAUUGUCGUAUGCUCUACCUCUACACUAAAUGAAGCGUUGGAGCACGUAGUUCUCUACCACACUGUUAACUAACUUGCUGUUCAUUAGAAAAUAAGUCCCUAUCAAUCAGGGACCAUGUUUUCAUUUUGCACUAAUUUUUAUGGGAUGCUAUCUAUACACAUUGAGCACUUAGUAUUAGAGUGAUGCUUACAAUGAUGCUUUAAUACCAGUACAGGGAUGGAAUUUUUCAAUGAGCUGCUGUUGCUGCUUUUUUAAAAAAUAUAUAAAUAUAUAAAAAAGGGAUGUAAAACAUAAGGGCCCAAAGAAGCCACCAAAACCCCAAAUUGUGAAUUCCAAUCCUGUGAUGUCAGUGUUCAUCUCCUGAACAAAAUACAUACCAUCUCUGUACCUUGGGCUUUUCAUCUGUGUUGUUUAUAAGGCAAUACUGGCCUAUCUCUCAGGGAUAUUUAGAUGAAUAAUUAAUGAAAAUACUAAUAUGACAUAGCAGCAUUCAGUACCUGCUAUGAUGUUUUAUACUGAUCUUAACAAAUAUUUACUGAAUUUGUUUCUAUUGGCAGUUACAAUUUGGAACAAAAUCAGCUAAAUGGAGCUAAAAUUAGCUAUGGUUAUGUUAUGGCUAACCCAAAUUUGGUUGUUAAAUCCAAAAUUGACGAGCUUUCUGAGCACUAUGGUAUUUAAAAUUUUUUUCCCAAAAGUAUGUUUUAUUAAUAAUCUUGAUUAUACUUCUAAUUUUGCAUAUAGGGAUGCUUUGAAAAUGGCAAUGUGGGCUUGUAAAAUAAAUUUUUAAAGCAUUUUGAAAAAUAAACUGAAAAAUGUGAAGCAACUUCUUUUGUAUGACUAUAUGCUAUUCUUUUCUCCAACUUACAAAAAAAAUUUGAAAGGUAAAUUAUACAGUAUUAAAGUUUCUUAACAAAUUCAACAUAUUCAGGUUUUACAAAUCACAUCUAUUUUUUAACUUUCUAAAACCUUUCAUCCAUUGCUGCUUAGUGAAAGGACUGCAUUUGGAAUCUUAGCCUGAAGAUCAUGAGAAUGAGGUCUUAAUACCUUUUUGACAGUUUUGAAAUCACCUCACAAGAAAAUCUCAGAUGACUGAAAUGGCUAAACAAGAGUACCUCCACUAUCAAUCCAAGAUCUGAGAAACGUGUCAUCCUCAAACCGUCUCAUACAAUGCACUGUCUUGCCAAAAUUAUUUAAAAUUCACAAAGCUAAGUAUAAUAGAAACAAAUAUUAAUUUUCAACUGAUUUUUUGGGGGUAAGUUUGUAGCAUGUAUACUUCUGUGAUUAUUAAAGCUUGAAACUAAAGAGAUUUUUGGGAUACCUUGAAGAACAACCCAUGGGGAAAGUAAUGUUAAUACAUAUUUCUUUAGUGUUUACUUUGCUGUGUAGGACUUAACACAUAACCACAGAGUGAUUAUUAAAUAACUUAUUAAAUCUAUUUCUAAAAAAAUCUAUUAGGCCACUUGUAUUUUCAUAGUUGUAUGAUAACCACACUGGCUAUAUAUAUGAGAUCUGACAAUAACCAUCCUGGUUUAUGUGUCAUAUAGCAAUAUAUAAUAAUAUAAUUUGCUAGCUUACAUAAACUGAAUUAUUAAUUCCUCAAGAAUAGACUUUUCUAAUUCAUCCUAUGUUCUAGUAGUGCUUAUUUUUCAGAAAGUAGUUAGAUGUUUGCUAGUAAUCAGAGAUGUAACACGGCCAAAACAAUUGGGGCUUUGUCUCAUGUCACCAGAAUUUAGAAGAUGCAAAAAUUGGACAGAUACUCUAUAGCAUUAAAGCCAGUAGUCACUCGUCUUCAUUCCUGCUCAAUAGAAUGUAUUAAUUACUUUUUUGCAUUAUUUUCAGAAUUACAAAGUUGCUUUGAGGGCACUUGUUGAAUUGCUUGCUUUGGGUGCCAACAUUAUUUAUUAAAAUAAAAUAACUUGGGGAA
Molecule: messenger RNA, 3830 nt
Organism: Sarcophilus harrisii (Tasmanian devil)
Lineage: Eukaryota; Metazoa; Chordata; Mammalia; Dasyuromorphia; Dasyuridae
Gene: SLC46A3
Product: solute carrier family 46 member 3
Exons: 5
Coding region: 654-1808 (384 amino acids)
Biological process (GO): vacuolar transmembrane transport
Cellular component (GO): lysosomal membrane
Molecular function (GO): transmembrane transporter activity
Source: RefSeq, a predicted model, not a curated record